Messenger RNA from Microbotryum saponariae, 1698 nucleotides. NCBI's taxonomy places the organism in Eukaryota, Fungi, Basidiomycota, Microbotryomycetes, Microbotryales, Microbotryaceae. The record is from the annotation of a GenBank genome assembly.
AUGGCGUCUGCCCACACCCCCGCCUCCCUUCAUCUCAAACACCAUCCUACCAGCCCCGCCAAGCCCGAGCGGCAGCCCCAUGGCACAACAUCCUCGGCUCCGGCCUCGUCGGACGAGUUCAUCCGGUUCGCAGCGACGAUGCGCCUACCCCUAGCUCCCGUUUGGAGUGCCGAUGGAGCGGCUGGCGGGGAGACGGGGUCGGGCGGUACUGAAGGUGUAAGACAGGUACUAGCGGGGUGGGUGAUGAGGUACGCCAGCAUUCGGAAGUGUUCUCUGCGGGGUUACCGUAGACAUUAGGGGCUGAUUCCGUCUGUAUGGGCUCGCUCGGCUCCCUUUGGUGGGUGGACUUUAGAUACCUCCCACCAUUACAAUGCGUACUCCUCACUUUUUCCCCAACACCGACCUUCGUACACCCAACAUCAACCUUCCCAUCCCAUGCUUCCCCCUUUCCACCCGUCUCUUCUUCAACUCGAUCAGGCUUGACGCUCACAUCACGUGAGGAAUCGAACGAGGAGGACGAUCUCAAACCGACAAACAAUCUGGAGGAUCAAGAUGAACAAGAAGAGGAGGAGAAAGUCAAGUUCAAGGUGUUGCCCAUGAUCUCGGGGACCGGGUUCGGUUUACCGAUCGUUCAUUUCACCGGGGUUGGAUGGAGGCCUAGGGUGGGGCAAAAGAUUGGUAUGUAGCUCGCAUCGAACUCUUUUAGAGCAAAGAACCCUCUCACUCACCUACCUUGUGUUCACUCCGCUCCCCACCAGUCGGUUCCCCCACCCUAUCGACCCCCUCGCAUGUUUCUCUCCUCCUUCACAACCUCUUCAACGCGACUUUGCCAGCAUCCCACAUCCCUUCGGACGAAUGGCGUUUCGACCCCGAUUACGUCGUCCCGGCUUUCAUCAGGGAUCGACAAAAAAUGGCGUUCCCUACUACGUCGGUUACCAAGGCGGCGAAUGAGGACGCUGAAGAAGCUGAGCGAACCGAGGGAGGAAUCGAGGCUGAUGCUGAGGGCGGGGAGGAAAAGGAAGAAGAGCUUGCGCAGGAGGAAGAAGCUCGGUUGGCGAUGGAAGAGGAUGAGAUGUACGCUGAUCGGGGGUGGUGGGUUAAUGUACGGACGGGGGAACCGAUGGGUGGGGAGAAAGGGAGCGUUGAGUUUACGAUUGUUAGGUGAGGGGUUCGCGCGACCGCGGGUUCGACUGGGUUAAAAGGGGUGGGCGCUGAUUCUCGUUUCUUUCGUUUGUUGGAUGCGUGACCAGUUUAACGAUCGCCAACUCGAUGAUCACCAUCACCGGAUCGCUUCUAUCUUCCCCUUUCUCCUCCAAAGUACCCCCUCAGAACCCCAUCAUCGCGACCUAUCGAUCCGGCCUCUCCAACGCGGCGGACGUGAUGCGUCGUCAUACGACGGAGGAACAUAACAGGAAGAGGAAGGAGAUGGCCAAAGAAUUGGGCGAGGAUGAUGACGAGUCCCAGAGUGAGAGUGAUAGUGAGGCGGAGGACGGAAGGAGGGGUGAGAGGGCCGUUAGUAUGAGUCCGGUGGAUCAGGUGCCGAGGGUCAAGGAAGAGGGAGUGGCGGGAAGAGUGCAGGAGGAGCGGAAGGAAAAGACGGAGAAGAAGGACAAGAAAGGGAAGAAAGAGAAGAAAGAGAAGAAGGACAAGGAGGAAGCGUCCAAGAAGGAGAAGAAGAAGAGAAAGAAGGAAGAGUAG